AUGAGCACCACUGAAACGACUGAGACUAAGCCAACUGAGCAUAUUUUCGUCAUAUGGGCCCCAGAUUAUACGGACGAUGAUGCCAUCAACCGACGUUUGGCGGUCCCUCUGUUGUAUCGAUAUGAAUCUUAUCCUUCAAUAAUGUAUUCCACAGGCGUCAAUGGACCAUUCCUCUCUGCAGAAUCCAUUGCCACCCCCGACGCACCAAAGAAAAUGUGGGACAAGGAAAAGCUUGUCAUAGCCCCAUUUUUGACAUCCGCAGAGUACGUGGUAGCAUCCUUUAACCCUCAUUUUUUGACCGACCUUUCGAAACCUCUAGGCUGUAGUCAAAUAAAUUUGCAUAGAUUGAGUAUGAGUGAUGAAAUAUAG
Molecule: messenger RNA, 369 nt
Organism: Acaulospora colombiana
Lineage: Eukaryota; Fungi; Glomeromycota; Glomeromycetes; Diversisporales; Acaulosporaceae
Source: the annotation of a GenBank genome assembly